UGGGACCGACGUGGGACACUAGCACUUCCGCCUCGAGAUCAGCUAGCUACUCCGGCAUUAGCUGGCCCCACUUUAUCCUGUCUUACCCAAUCUAUGCCUAACUGUUCGAGGAAUUUAAUCGCUUUUAAACUCAUCGCUGAAUCUGGUCAAAGAAAAGAAGGGUGAAAUUAAUUUGCGCAAGGUUGUGGACCAUGACGCUUUUUCACUUCGGGAAUUGUUUUGCUUUGGCAUAUUUCCCUUAUUUCAUCACGUACAAAUGCAGUGGGCUGUCUGAAUACAAUGCCUUUUGGAGGUGUGUCCAAGCGGGGGCAACUUACCUAUUUGUGCAGCUUUGCAAAAUGCUGUUCUUGGCUACUUUUUUCCCUACAUGGGAAGGAGGGGCUGGCGUUUAUGACUUUGUUGGGGAGUUCAUGAAGGCCACUGUCGAUCUAGCAGACCUGCUAGGCCUCCAUCUUGUCAUGUCAAGGAACGCUGGGAAGGGAGAGUACAAGAUCAUGGUAGCAGCCAUGGGCUGGGCCACUGCCGAGCUAGUCAUGUCAAGGUGUAUUCCACUGUGGGUGGGGGCACGAGGAAUUGAAUUUGAUUGGAAAUACAUCCAAAUGAGCUUUGACUCUAACAUAAGUUUGGUGCACUACAUUGCUAUGGCAGCGGUUGUAUGGAUGUUUACCCGGUACGAUUUGCCGAAGAGCUUCCGCCUGCCUGUGACAGUGCUGCUUGGACUCUGUGUAUAUAAGGCCUUCCUCAUGGAACUGUUUGUCCACAUGUUCCUGCUGGGCAGCUGGACGGCGCUGCUGGUUAAAGCUGUGCUCACUGGGGCCAUCUCCCUGUGCUCCCUCUUCCUCUUCAUCACUCUGGUUCAUAGCAACUGAGCCGGCGGGGACUCUGCGUAGCUCCAGGAAUGCUGAACUUACCAGGAGUCAUUUCAGCUGUGUGGAACAGCUGAAACUUUGUUUGGAGUCUGAAGAUGGGAGAUGAGAUUAUGAAAAUAUUUAUGACAAAUGAUAUUAAAUAACAUUUAACAGUGAUGUCACCUCUUGGCUUGAUGCUGUAGUCAUGUUUUGAAAGGGCAACAAAUGAGAAUUGGCUGGGGCAUUUCAGACCUUUCACUUAUCUGAAGUGGACUAGGUUCUGUGUGUGUGUGUGUGUGUGUGUGUGUGUGUGUGUGUGUGUGUGUGUGUGUGUGUGUGUGUGUGUGUGUGUGUGUGUUUGUUUCCCAUGUGUUGCAUUGCAUUGAAUUGAAGUUCUCCCAGUCUUGUCCAAGGCUCUCUUGUUCAGUUCUUCACUGACAUCAUUCCAUAAGAAGUGAGCUGAUCUCACUGGUGCUCAGUUUGAGGUCUGUGUUGAGUGCAGCAAUGUCCGUAUUGGGCGUGCAUUCUUAACUGGCCUGAUCUAGCACCUCUGGGAUCUUACCAGGGCAUCUGCACAUCUCAUCAGAUCUUUGUGCUGUGCAAGUUUUUUUUUUACUCUUAAUAUGACUGUCACGUAACCAGCCUUGAACAUGUGUAAUAAAUGUACCUUUUUGAAACAA
Alosa alosa (allis shad) is the source of this 1528-nucleotide messenger RNA. It is a transcript of the gene tmem147, whose product is annotated as transmembrane protein 147. The record is from RefSeq and is a predicted model, not a curated record. The transcript has 8 exons. The coding region runs from base 192 to 869 and encodes 225 amino acids. Lineage: Eukaryota; Metazoa; Chordata; Actinopteri; Clupeiformes; Clupeidae.